Messenger RNA from Octodon degus (degu), 1254 nucleotides. RefSeq names its product actin related protein 2/3 complex subunit 2 (gene Arpc2). Gene Ontology annotation, biological process: actin filament polymerization; Arp2/3 complex-mediated actin nucleation. Bases 161 to 1063 code for a protein of 300 amino acids. Gene Ontology annotation, cellular component: actin cytoskeleton; Arp2/3 protein complex. Lineage: Eukaryota; Metazoa; Chordata; Mammalia; Rodentia; Octodontidae. Gene Ontology annotation, molecular function: actin filament binding; structural constituent of cytoskeleton. The record is from RefSeq and is a predicted model, not a curated record. The transcript is spliced from 11 exons.
GCGGAGCCGCGCGUCCGGGAGACGAGCGGAAGUGGGUGUGAGGCCGGAAGUGGCCGGCUAGAGCCGGGGGCUGGGCGGGGACCAGGCUUGUCGGUGAGGCGGCAGUGGCGGCGGCGGCGGCUCGGCAGGAGGGUUCAGGCUUCGGGGGCCAGCCGCCGCCAUGAUCCUGUUGGAGGUGAACAACCGCAUCAUCGAGGAGACGCUCGCGCUCAAGUUCGAGAACGCGGCUGCUGGAAACAAACCGGAAGCAGUAGAAGUGACAUUUGCAGAUUUUGAUGGGGUCCUCUAUCAUAUUUCAAAUCCUAAUGGAGACAAAACAAAAGUGAUGGUCAGUAUUUCUCUGAAAUUCUACAAGGAACUUCAGGCACAUGGUGCUGAUGAGCUGUUAAAGAGGGUGUACGGAAGUUUCUUGGUGAAUCCAGAAUCAGGAUACAAUGUCUCUUUGCUAUAUGACCUUGAAAAUCUGCCUGCAUCCAAGGAUUCCAUCGUGCAUCAGGCUGGCAUGUUGAAGCGAAAUUGUUUUGCAUCUGUCUUUGAGAAGUACUUCCAAUUCCAAGAAGAGGGCAAGGAAGGAGAGAACAGGGCAGUUAUCCACUAUAGGGAUGAUGAAACCAUGUAUGUUGAAUCUAAAAAGGACAGAGUCACGGUUGUCUUCAGCACGGUGUUUAAAGAUGAUGAUGACGUGGUCAUUGGGAAGGUGUUCAUGCAGGAGUUCAAAGAAGGGCGCAGAGCCAGCCACACAGCCCCCCAGGUUCUCUUCAGCCACAGGGAGCCUCCUCUUGAGCUAAAAGACACAGAUGCCGCUGUGGGUGACAACAUUGGCUACAUCACCUUUGUACUGUUCCCCCGCCACACCAAUGCCAGUGCCCGAGACAACACCAUCAACCUGAUCCACACGUUCCGGGACUACCUGCACUACCACAUCAAGUGCUCCAAGGCCUAUAUCCACACACGUAUGCGGGCAAAAACAUCUGACUUCCUCAAGGUGCUGAACCGUGCACGCCCAGAUGCCGAGAAAAAAGAAAUGAAAACAAUCACGGGGAAGACGUUUUCAUCCCGCUAACUCUUGGGAAUGGGGGAAGAAGUGCUGGCGACUGAAGGCUGGACCGCUUGCUGCCAGAUAAUCGUGGCCCUUCAUGUUGCACCUCUCCAGGUUCUAAGGGAUUCUCCAUUUGGGUUCCAUUUUGUACGCAUUUGGAAAAUAAUCUGCAGAAACGAGCUGUGCUUGCAAGGACUUCAUAGUUCCCAAGAAUU